GAGAUUGUUUGUUUUUUUGCGCGGCAACCAUAUGAUUAUAGUCAAAGUAAUGCAUAAUCUAACGUACAUUGCUCAGAAAGAUGAUAAUUUUUCCUACGAUAUCCGUCGUAUUUGUUUAUGAUGCAUUAAGUGGAAGUAAGUGUGCAGAAUAUAUAGUAACUCGGGAAGACAUGCAUAUGUUUUUUGAAUUCAGAUCUGAGAUUGGAUGAUCAUGGAUCUCUUCAUUUUGCUUUGUCGAAAAACUACAAGUGAUUUUUAAAGAUUAGCAGAACUUGGUUUCAGAAAAAGAAAUUUAAAAAUUUGCAAAUGGGAAAGAAUGACACAUUUAUGGAGCCAAAAGAAAAUGGACUUCCUAUUCCAACAGCAGCAGUUUUAUGCCUUGGUCUAAGUUUCUAUAUCAUUCUUAUUAUAGUGGGUUUAUUAGUAAGAAAAUGCCUUAUAGCACGUGGAAUGUGUACAAAUUGUUGUCCGAAAGUCACAGAGACUAACUGUUGUGAAAGAUGUAGCACUUAUGCUCAGCAGUGCAACUGGAAACUUCCAACAGUUGAUAACUGUUUAGAUAUCAUAUGUCCAACAAAACAAAGAGUGAACUGUAUUGAAUUUUUAGUGUGCGAUUGGGGAAAUCUUCAGUGUUGUAAUGGUGGUGGCACCUACACUUGUGGAAGUGGAGAAUACACAUGUGUUUGUGAAGCUCCGAGAUGUGAAAACAUAAACUGUUUAUGCUGUGAGAUAUCAUUUAGGAAUGUUUCUGCAAAUCAGUGAGAAUCCAACAAAAUCAGUAUUUAGAAUCAGUAUUUUGAUAUCAGUUAUACUGAAAGUUUUGUAUCUAUAUUUGAAAAGUAUGUCGAAGUUUCAUUUUCUAGGAUUUUUAAAAUAAUGUGAAGUGUUAUACUUGGAAAAUAAAUGUUCCGUUAUUUAUACUUAAAUAAAAGUUAGUGAUUUUAAAUAAUGAAAUAUAAUUUCCUACAUUUAUGAUGCAUAUAAAUUUUUAUAUUCUUUUACAAUUUAGUAGUGUGUAAUAUUCUUUAAUUUAUAAUUUUCGUACAGUUGGUAUGUCAAAAGAUUUUUUAUGCAUGUGAUUUAUUUGUAAUAAAAUAAUAUUUUCAAACGCUGAAAAUAUAUUACAAAUAUU
Messenger RNA from Stegodyphus dumicola, 1132 nucleotides. RefSeq lists its product as uncharacterized. NCBI's taxonomy places the organism in Eukaryota, Metazoa, Arthropoda, Arachnida, Araneae, Eresidae. The record is from RefSeq and is a predicted model, not a curated record.